Molecule: messenger RNA, 3216 nt
Organism: Platichthys flesus (European flounder)
Lineage: Eukaryota; Metazoa; Chordata; Actinopteri; Pleuronectiformes; Pleuronectidae
Product: RNA-binding protein Musashi homolog 1
Exons: 16
Coding region: 1-1482 (493 amino acids)
Cellular component (GO): cytoplasm
Molecular function (GO): RNA binding
Source: RefSeq, a predicted model, not a curated record
AUGUUAAUGCUGCAAACAGAGCUGCUGAGGAAACCAGAUCACCUCUCAAGGCAGCCACAAAGGACAAGUUAUGAAAACCUGACAGAGAAGUUGAGAGGAAGCAGGGGAACCUGUGUGUCUGAAGGCAGAAGAUUGAUGGCGGAGCGGUGGGAUGAUAGAGAGAGGAGGAGGUGGGGGAGGAAGAGGAGGAGGAGCAGGAGCAGGAGUAGCGGUGCUCCUCUACGGCGGGAUGCGAAGGAGGAGGAGGAGGAGGAGGAGGAGUCUGUCCCAGCCUCCUGCUGCAUCAAGCCCGCUCCCCUCUCUGUCACCCCGGGCCAAACCCGCCCAGCUCCUCUCUCCGCCUGUUUUCCCGCACUGCUCGCCCCGGACACACACUGCACUCUCUCACUCUCUCUCACACACACAUACACACACACGGAGCGAGGAGACGACAUGGAGACGGAAGGGAGCCAGAGCAGCCUGUCCACCACGGACUCCCCUCACGACCCCUGUAAAAUGUUCAUAGGGGGACUGAGCUGGCAAACAACACAAGAGGGUCUGAAGGAGUACUUCUGCAAGUACGGCGAGGUGAAGGAGUGUAUGGUGAUGCGAGAUCCGGUUACCAAGCGCUCGAGAGGGUUCGGAUUCGUCACCUUUGUUGAUCAGGCCGGCGUGGAUAAAGUUUUGGCCCAGACCAGGCACGAGUUGGACUCCAAAACAAUCGAUCCCAAGGUUGCGUUCCCUCGCAGAGCCCAGCCCAAGCUGGUGACUCGAACCAAGAAGAUCUUUGUGGGAGGCCUGUCUGUGAACACGACUAUCGAGGACGUCAAGCAGUACUUCGACCAGUUCGGGAAGGUGGACGAUGCUAUGCUCAUGUUCGACAAGACCACCAACAGACACAGAGGAUUCGGCUUCGUGACGUUUGAGAACGAGGAUGUGGUGGAGAAAGUCUGCGAGAUCCACUUCCACGAGAUCAACAACAAAAUGGUGGAGUGUAAGAAAGCUCAGCCCAAGGAGGUGAUGUCCCCCACGGGCUCGGCCAGGGGCCGCUCUAGGGUGAUGCCCUAUGGGAUGGACGCCUUCAUGCUGGGCAUUGGUAUGCUGGGUUAUCCUGGCUUCCAGACGGCCACCUACACCAGCCGGAGCUACGCUGGCAUCACUCCUGGAUACACCUACCAGUUCCCUGAGUUCCACUUAGAGAGGACUCCCCUUCUGACUUCACCUCAUCCCCCUGAGCUCACAGCCAUUCCUCUCACAGCAUAUGGACCAAUGGCAGCAGCAGCGGCGGCAGCAGCAGUCGUCAGAGGCUCUAACCCGUCUCGCUCAGCUGGAUUUUUAAGUACGAGCAGCCCUGGGCCGAUGGCAGACCUGUAUGGAACCGCCGGUCAGGAGUCGGCAGUGAGCAGUUACCUCAGCGCUGCCAGCCCCGCCCCGAGCACUGGAUUCAGCCAUAGUUUGGGGGGCCCUUUGAUCGCCACAGCCUUCACUAACGGAUAUCACUGAGAGCCUAGAGCUGUAGACUGAGAGCUGAAAGGAGUUUAAGCUGUUUCGGAGCUGAUUGGCCUGUCUCUGUCUGGUCCACCUCUUCGGCUGGGGCGGCUCGAUUUUUGACAAACCACCCCCGAACCCUCCAGCCGACCCUACUGACGCUUCACUUAACUCCAACCCCAACGAAACAAAAAAAGAGAAGUUCAUAAAUGGAGCAUUUAUCACUAUUUGUAAUAGCGACACAUGCAGAUGCUGAAUUUUUAGAGUUUUUUCUGUUGUUAUGUUUUACCUUGUUGUUGUUGUUUUUUUUUUUUGAUGGCUGUAUUUCUUUAUCUGUUUUGGCUGUAUUUGAUUGGGUUAUUUGAACUUUGACCUCUGAGAUAAGAGGAGUUCAAGCUCCGGGUGAAGCCCAUUUUAAGGUCAAGAGCUGUAAUUUGUACUGAGAAAAAAAAACUGUAUAUUUGUCUAGUUGUCUAUACUAGUUCAUACUGAAUUUUGACUAAACAUUUGUGAUUAAUACUAUUUCUUGACAAUGUGUCACAAAGUGUAUAUCUUGGUAGGUUUCUAACAAAGACUUGUUCUACUAAUAAUGGUCACACAAAGGUCAUUAGUCCCAGUUGCAUAAUAUGCCAACAUGAGCUGUACAAUUUUGUAAAAUAUUGUAAAUAUGACUGGUUUUCGGGGGGGCUCAGAGGGCGGAGGGUGGGGGUUCAGCUAAUUGUGUGUGUGGGAGGCUUUGGAGAAAUGUGUUGGAAAGCUUGACUGUUACGUAUCAUACUUUCACAUGGGGGUCGGGAACAUUUCAGUUUGCCUGUCACCAGAAGACCAGCCGUUCAGUGUGUCUCUCUCCAUGCUUCUAUGGAAGAUGUUUCACAAGAGUGUGUUAGUGCUGCGUAAGAGUUCAAACCCUCUACGUGCAGCGGAAGAGAGACGCUGAGUCUGGUACAACAGUCCUCAAUCAGGAGAGUUAACAAGAAAAAAAAACAUGCUAUUUUCUUACUUUGUCAUGCUGUUGUUUUAACUGUGAUUUUUCAAUAUACAAUGUUUGCUUGUGAAGGAAAAUGAAGGACGAGUGUGCGGGAGCAGUGGUACGCAGUUAGCAUGUUUACGGCUGAUUGAUUGCGUGAUCAUGUCAUGUGGUUUUGUACACAUUGGGUUCCAAUGUGCUAUGUGCUGUUUUUCUUGGGGGGGAGGGUUGGUACCUCAGUUGCAAAUGUGAAAUUUUAAUCAGACUUUUUUUUAUUGUUGCAUUAACAUCUGUUUCAAAGUGUGGAUGGUUAAACCGUUUAGAAAGGUGGCUUCUCUAACAGGAAAGGAGAGGAGGGUCAUUUUAACUCUCACCUGUAUCUUCACAUGUCACCCACCACAUCCUAACCAUCACUGCAUAUCCACUGGAGGUCACAGACUGUAGCAAUGUGACUACUAUUUUUAGACCAAAACAAUCAUGUUCAGAGCUACUAGUAUGUUGCACUGGCCGAUCACAAUAAAUGUGUUUCUUUCUUUGAAUAGUAGCUUAAGAACAAAGCACUCUUGAAUGUGCAAGACACAGGUUUUACAUUUCGAUACGCUCACUCACACUGCUACAGGUCACCAUGGUAGUUCAUUCAUUCUUUGAUGCUGUUUUCACUGAAAAAUAACAAUCUUGUCAACACUGUAACUUUUUUCUGAUUUUCUUUUUCCUGUCAUGUUUAUUCCUUUGGAAAAAAAAAACUUUUUAAAAUUCCUAAUAAAUUAUUUAAAAACAUUCCA